AUGGCACCAAACAACGACACAACCCGCUCAGGCAGUGAACAGAGACUGAAAAACCACAUGUCGAACGAGGCAAUGAGAGAGCCCCUGCUUUCCAACGGGAAUGGAAGAUGCGGAAGACGCCUCGCCGCCAAUGGCGACCCCGAAGCGCAAGAUUUUACAAGAUAUCAAACGCUUCCCUGCGCACGUACCCGGACUAAUGAUUCGGAUGAGAGUCAAAACUCGCGCAGCCGAAUCAACCCGAGAGUAAUAUCAGAUGCCAUAUUAGGCCUAUCGGACGGUCUUACAGUGCCCUUUGCGCUCAGCGCGGGGCUGUCAGCUUUCAAUGAUACCAAAGUUGUAGUCCUAGGAAGUCUGGCGGAGCUGGUGGCUGGGGCUAUUUCGAUGGGAUUAGGCGGUUUUGUGGGUGCGAAGAGUGAACUAGAAUCAUACGAGACCACCAAACGUGAAAUUGAAAAUCUCGUCCAAUCAUGCCCGUGCGAGACCACAACUAUGGUCCGAGAAGUAUUUGCUCCGUACAGUCUCCCUGAUCAUCCAGUUUCGGAAAUGAGUUCGACAUUGCACAGCUCGCCGCAGCAGCUGAUGGAAUUCCUCCUUGCAUUUUACCAUAAACAACCCGCACCAGAGCAAAACCAAGCUUAUGUCUCCGCUGUUACACUUGCUCUGGGAUACUUCGUCGGUGGCUUUAUACCCCUUGUUCCUUACAUUAUUUGCCAUCAGGUAAUUACCGCACUGAAGUAUAGUGUAGGCGUCAUGGGGAUAACACUGAUGGUGUUCGGGUAUAUCAAGACUUGUAUCGUGCGAGGAUGGGGAGGAAGGGAUAAUAUAUUUGCUGGUGUCAAGGGCGGAGUGCAGAUGGUUCUGGUCGGGGGAGUAGCCACGGGAGCGGCGAUAACUUUGGUUCGACUGAUCGAUAAUACGCCCCAAGGAGGUUAG
Messenger RNA from Paracoccidioides lutzii Pb01, 933 nucleotides. Its product is annotated as calcium transporter. The transcript is spliced from 3 exons. Gene Ontology annotation, biological process: intracellular manganese ion homeostasis. The record is from RefSeq and is a predicted model, not a curated record. Bases 1 to 933 code for a protein of 310 amino acids. Gene Ontology annotation, molecular function: iron ion transmembrane transporter activity; manganese ion transmembrane transporter activity. Gene Ontology annotation, cellular component: fungal-type vacuole membrane.